This is a messenger RNA of Diprion similis, 1477 nucleotides long. It is a transcript of the gene Rho1, whose product is annotated as ras-like GTP-binding protein Rho1. The record is from RefSeq and is a predicted model, not a curated record. The coding region runs from base 572 to 1213 and encodes 213 amino acids. Lineage: Eukaryota; Metazoa; Arthropoda; Insecta; Hymenoptera; Diprionidae. Gene Ontology annotation, biological process: small GTPase-mediated signal transduction; cell migration. Gene Ontology annotation, molecular function: GTP binding; GTPase activity. The transcript is spliced from 5 exons.
ACGUAUACACAACGACACCUAUUCAUCCUGAAAGAACAAGAAUAUAUUUACAACAGGAUAAAAAAAAAAAGAGAUAAAACGAAACGAAACACGAAGUGAGGAAAAUAGGAAACUCUGAAAGAACGGGAGAGCGAUCGAGCGAGUGAGAGAAAGAAAAAGAAAGAAAGAAAGAAAGAAAGAGUGAGAGAGUAAGAACGAUACGUGGUGGUUAAAUACGGGAAUAGGUGUGGUAGAUGAAAUAGUCACGCACUGUAGAGUGGAAAACAAGCUCCAAGUACGGAGUAAGGAAGCAUAUCCGCAGACUGGGAGGAUUAAAAAGAGGGAGAUAGAAAAAGAGAGCGAUAUAAAAAGGAACUUGAUCGCAAGAGAGAUAGAAAAAAAGAAGAUCGCAUAAUCAGUGGUCAUCAUCGGGCGGGGACAAUCUGGUGUUAAAAACCGUGUGUUUUUUUUUUUUUUUACUUGUGUUCGUGCGCCAAACUCUGAGGCAAAGCGGUCCGAGGGUAGUUUCCUAUCUUUCUCUCUACGCGUUGCCCUGCUACCGAUUAGAGACGCUGAAAGAAAGACUUUAAACAUGGGAUGCAUUGUGGGCCGGAGACUCGGCCCUGACGAUACUGGGUACCCUGGAUCAGGAUUCAUGGCGGCUAUAAGAAAGAAACUGGUAAUCGUGGGUGAUGGUGCCUGUGGUAAAACUUGUCUCCUGAUCGUUUUUAGUAAAGAUCAAUUCCCCGAGGUUUACGUACCCACUGUAUUUGAAAAUUAUGUCGCGGACAUCGAAGUGGACAGCAAACAGGUCGAACUAGCCCUUUGGGACACGGCUGGUCAGGAGGAUUACGACAGGCUUCGUCCACUGUCUUAUCCGGACACAGACGUUAUUCUGAUGUGUUUCUCCAUCGACAGUCCCGAUUCCUUGGAGAACAUUCCUGAAAAAUGGACACCAGAGGUCAAACAUUUUUGCCCCAACGUGCCGAUAAUAUUAGUCGGUAACAAAAAAGACCUUCGCAAUGAUCCCGGUACAAUUAAAGAACUUGGAAAGAUGAAACAAGAGCCAGUUAAACCCGAAGAAGGACGUGCAAUGGCUGAGAAAAUUAACGCCUUCGCAUACCUAGAGUGUUCUGCCAAAAGCAAGGAGGGAGUGCGGGAAGUUUUCGAAACAGCAACCAGAGCUGCGUUGCAGGUGAAGAAGAAGAAGAAGGGAAGGUGUAGGCUUCUUUAAGAAGUAAUCCUGGCUGGGCCAAAUUGGAUAAAGAUAGUAUGGCGUUGCCGAGGAAGCAUUGCCUGUGCUCAUCUUAGGUCUCUUGGCCCCCGUAAAAACCCAUAACAUAAAAUAAUAUCUUACCUUUAAUUAAUUAUUUUACAUAACAAAAAUAGGACAACGUCUAACGCGCGACCUGCCGUUGUACGACACAAGAAUCCCCGGGAAAAAAACAAAGAGAGUAACAGAAAAAAAGGUGACAAAUUCUACUUUGUCGGGUUGAAG